AUGGCGCUAAAAGAAGAGUCCACCGCUGCCCAGGAAUCGAGUGCUAAAGUGCUGCUCGGCCUGGAAAAAGCGCUGUGGAAGGAUCCGGAGGCCGACCUAAUCGGGAUUUUAUCCUCUUCAUAUCCCCAGCAGCUCAAGUCGUUCAAGGAAGCAGACUCCCGACCCAGUACAACUCCGCUCCCGCUCCCUCACUAUGACAUCCGCUCCAAGCUUCGUACCACCGAUACAGCAACCAUCGUGCGCCAGUUAUCUCCCGAGCUCCAGGAUCUUCUCGGACACGACGAUGAACAACUCUCCGAGGCAGUCAUCAAACUAUUAGACAAAAGCGAAGUACUCUACAAAAGCGUAUGGGCGGCUUCUUGCAUGGUCUUCCGUGUCAGCGAUGGAAUCGUCGCCAAAGUCACCGUCGAGGAGCACCUCACAGCCGAGUACCGGACCCUCCCCUACCUGCAGGAACACUUGCCGCACUUUCCAGCGCCACGCUUGCAUGGCGUGAUCCGCAUCCGACAGUACGGUCUGCUGUUCACCUCUUUCGUCUCGGGCCUCGACUUGGAGAAAGCGUGGCCCCAACUCGAUGACGUCCAGAAACGGUCCGUCAGCGCCCAGCUGGAUAAGCUCCUCGUCGAGCUGAGGUCCCUUCCCUUUCCACCAAACACGCCGCUUGGGGGGCUAGAGGGGCUAGGGUGCAAAGAUGCAAGACGGGGUAUACGCAUCAGUUCCAAGCCGAUCUUGGAUGUCAGUCAGUUCGACGAUUUCAUCUUUGCUGGCUCCAAAUGGGCCUCGCCCAUGUACACUCAGUUCCUGCGAUCUUUGGUGCCCACAUCCCCGACGAAAGUUGUUUUCACCCAUGGAGACAUCCGGCCGGCCAAUAUCAUGGUGCGCCAGGAUGAGGAAGGCUCUUGGACCGUUGUUGCAAUUAUUGAUUGGGAGUCGAGUGGCUUUUAUCCCGAGCAUUGGGAAUGCGUCAAGAUGACCAACAACCUAACCCCUAGGGAUGAGGAUGACUGGUAUUUGUGGCUGCCGGAGUCUUUUUCGCCACGGCGGUUCCCAGUUCGGUGGCUGAUAGACAGUAUUUGGGAUCGUAAUAUGGAAAAUAGCUAUAUGGGGAUCUUUUUUAUUGCAUGUGUGGAAUCCUUCAGGACAUCGAAUAUCAUUUCUUAG
Messenger RNA from Dichotomopilus funicola, 1161 nucleotides. Its product is annotated as kinase-like domain-containing protein. The transcript is spliced from 3 exons. Lineage: Eukaryota; Fungi; Ascomycota; Sordariomycetes; Sordariales; Chaetomiaceae. Bases 1 to 1161 code for a protein of 386 amino acids. The record is from RefSeq and is a predicted model, not a curated record.